AUGGCUAAGAAGGUACGCUUUUCUAGGACCAAACAACAUCAGGCCGAACAGCGCGCCGUCGAUGAUGAAUUUGAGAAAGAACAAAAGUUUCUGGGCUCAGCGAAGAUUGGUUUGGUGCAUCUCGCCUUCGAUGAGGUGACAGACCGUGAAGAUGAUGUCCAAAACGAGAAGUUCCUCAUCGACUCAUUUCACCGAAACGGUUGUGUGCCUCUGGAUCCGAUGUUCCACUUGGCAGCGACAAUGCAGAGACGAGACCUGGACAUGGUCUUGUCUCGCUACGGUAUCACAUCAGAGGCGUUGCUGGCUCGCAAUCCGGCGAGUCUGCCGAUCCUGCCUUUGCCUGAGGGAUUUCAAAUCCCCUGCCUUUUUGGCCGGCACAGGACCAAAGCGGCAGAAAAGGUCCUGCCAAGGGCCAGCCAAUGGUGGGUCGUCAAUCUGUAUUCAAACGACCUAAGUACACAACUACGAGGUAGUCUGAUACACCAAGGGACAAAUGAAAGGCUUCGGAACCAGGGUGAAGUAUUCUUCCGCAUUCUCCACAGCAAAAUACGCCUCGACCCGGUCGGUGAGGACUUUUGGUGGACGCGACUGCAUUCGGGCGACCAACGACGAGAGGCUGAGAGGCUGCUGUCGCGUAGAGAAUACCGAACAGUUUUGGGCGCUUUGAGUGACAUACAGCCCUUGUUUCUGGAUUUUCGGACCGGAAUGAUCGGGACCAUCCUGCGUUUGAAGAGCGACGAUGAGGUGCUGCGUGGGUUUGGAACUAUCGAAGGCUUCUGGACAUCUGUGUUUGGCAGAGAAAAAACAUCGUUGCAGAAGAUCGAUCGAUACGACGUCAAAACCCUGGAACUACGAUGUCCGGCCAUAUGCACAUCCGAUCGUACUUUCUUGGAGCCUCUCUUCAACAACGGCAGUAUCUGUUGCCGCUUCUCCGCAUCUGAAAGAGACCACAUCUGGCGUCGAUUGCUCGAGUACAAAGCUUUCAUCCCGUCCUUCUACUCGUUCUUCGAGAACCUCAAGUAUUUGAUCGCUAUCGCCGAGACCCUCAAGCGCGUGGUUCAUCCAGUCUAUCGACAGACAGUAGCUGAUGCUUUCGAAGAGGCCUUUCAAGGUUCCAAAAAUGGCCGUGAAGGCCGGGGAGAACUUAUUUUGACCCGUGGUGAGGCACACGGAAACAUUGCAUAUCGUCACCUUGUCCUUCACGUCAUGCAACAACUCAGUCUUCUUCGGCCUGAAUCAAUUUUGCUUGACGGGAACCACAGAGACGCCGUCCCGCCAAGCGACGUGGCAUUAUAUGAAUUGGCCGCUCUUGCCGAUCGACUUGGCUUUCAUUCUGCUCAGAUCGCACAACAGCUGUCACAAGAUCCGGACCAAGCCGCCGCGCGUUGGGCGCUGUUGGGCGCCCGAGCAUCCAUUAUGACCGAUUGCAGCAGUAUGCGCAUGCAGUCAUACAUUCACAAGAUCGCAGCUCUGUUCAAGGAUUUUCGACGAAAUCAGGCCGACGCAACAGAUGCUGCGCUUCUGUGCACUGGACUGGGAGAAACACUCGAUCGAAGGAGUGGGUGUCCGCUACAGAAAGCUCAGGAGCAGAGUCACCAGGCCAUGACCUUUGCCCAUAUACACAGCCCAGAUCCAGAUACGCAUGGAGAGCCCACAGCAUUGUUUGUGCGCAGAGACAUUUACCUGUUCUUUUAUGGCAAGCUAGAUCUCCAACACCUGGGUGCACCUCUUGAAUGGUCUUUCGACCCACGACCAGGUCUUCGUUCAAGUCCAUCUCAUGAACGUGUAGACCAUCAGGGCGCUGGCGAGGAGCUUCACCGUGGUAGCGCAUCAGCUGAAGCUAUUGGUAGUGGCUGGCAGGAGGUAGAAACGUCAGGAUCUCCAGCUGCCGCAGAGAGUGUUUAUACGGAUGCUUCGCUGGCGCCAAGCGAAGACCUCAACCCGGAAGUGGGCGUCAGCAAUGGUGGUGACGGUGAUGGUGGUGAUGAUUCCAGAUGUGUUCGGUUCAUUUUGCAUGAGCAAGGCACCCUCAAGACUGUUCAUGAGGCGCCCAUUGACAGCGCAACGGACAUUGAUGAUCGCAUCGAGCUACUGGCUGCUGGAUUCAUGUGCGAGGGCUUGGUUCUCAUGGACCGUAACAUGCGCACUUUGGCUCCGUCGCAGUGUUUUCGCUCCGCCUUGGAGGACAACUCCAUGACAAUCUACCUCAUUCGCGAUGUUGAUAUGGGUCAGCUUCUUGACAUGGAAUGUCAGAUUGCCGGGUUGAAGCGAUCAGCUAGUGAUGACUUGCUAGAUGGCUCCCAGCCGCGUAAACGACAAGCCAUAGGCAGUGGUCCAAUGCGAUACCUGGUAGCUUGA
Messenger RNA from Lithohypha guttulata, 2358 nucleotides. RefSeq lists its product as uncharacterized. The coding region runs from base 1 to 2358 and encodes 785 amino acids. NCBI's taxonomy places the organism in Eukaryota, Fungi, Ascomycota, Eurotiomycetes, Chaetothyriales, Trichomeriaceae. The transcript is spliced from 3 exons. The record is from RefSeq and is a predicted model, not a curated record.